AUGUCACAAUUUACUUAUUCAAUCCGAAAGAAUUACAAUCAAUAUUCAUCAUCACAUUAUUCGAAUCAAUCAUUUUAUGUUUCAGAAUUAGAAAAACUAGAUCGAUUAACCAACAAAUAUCAACCAAAAAAAGUUACUGAAAAUGAACGAUACAAGAAGCUUUGUCACGAAGGUAAAUGUAGUUUAUUUGAAAUAUCAUCAUCUACGUAUAGGUAUUAUUAUAUUAAUCGUGAAGCUCCAAAUGAUAUUUUAAAUGAUUUAAUCGAUUAUGCAAUGGAAGUAACACAUUAUACAUUAGAUACAGAAGAUCAAUUACAAUCUCCACCAAAACGUUCUGAACCUGCUUUAAUUCAAAUUGAAUUUAUACAUAAAAAUGAUCCAUCUAUUUUAAUGGGAAACGGACAGUUGCUCGCAUGGACAGUUGCGCGCGGACAGUUGCGCUCGGACACUUACGCGCUAGGACUAUUGCUCGUUAGGACAUUUGAUCGUUAG
Messenger RNA from Rotaria sp. Silwood2, 492 nucleotides. The record is from the annotation of a GenBank genome assembly. NCBI's taxonomy places the organism in Eukaryota, Metazoa, Rotifera, Eurotatoria, Philodinida, Philodinidae.